Molecule: messenger RNA, 1453 nt
Organism: Bombina bombina (fire-bellied toad)
Lineage: Eukaryota; Metazoa; Chordata; Amphibia; Anura; Bombinatoridae
Gene: PRPS1
Product: phosphoribosyl pyrophosphate synthetase 1
Exons: 7
Coding region: 85-1041 (318 amino acids)
Biological process (GO): 5-phosphoribose 1-diphosphate biosynthetic process; purine nucleotide biosynthetic process; ribonucleoside monophosphate biosynthetic process
Cellular component (GO): ribose phosphate diphosphokinase complex; cytoplasm
Molecular function (GO): ribose phosphate diphosphokinase activity; ATP binding; magnesium ion binding
Source: RefSeq, a predicted model, not a curated record
CGCCCAACGCACUUGCUUCUGCACUCUACCCGGUUACUGACGCAGCUCCACAGAGUUCGGCACCUACAUACAGAAACAUUCACUAUGCCGAACAUAAAGAUCUUUAGCGGGAGUUCGCACCAGGAUUUGUCCCAGAAGAUUGCGGACCGUCUGGGGCUAGAGUUAGGCCGGGUGGUAACAAAGAAGUUUAGUAACCAAGAGACUUGUGUGGAGAUCGGGGAGAGCGUGCGUGGAGAGGAUGUUUAUAUCGUUCAAAGCGGUUGUGGGGAAAUCAAUGACAAUUUAAUGGAACUUCUCAUCAUGAUAAACGCCUGCAAGAUAGCAUCAGCAUGUCGUGUCACCGCUGUAAUACCAUGUUUUCCAUAUGCACGCCAGGACAAGAAAGAUAAGUCUCGAGCACCUAUCUCCGCUAAGUUGGUUGCUAAUAUGUUAUCUGUGUCUGGAGCUGAUCACAUUAUCACUAUGGACCUGCAUGCAUCCCAAAUCCAAGGAUUCUUUGAUAUACCUGUGGACAACUUGUAUGCAGAACCAGCUGUCCUGAAGUGGAUUAAAGAAAAUAUUGCAGAGUGGAAGACUUGUACAAUUGUAUCACCUGAUGCAGGAGGGGCUAAGAGAGUGACCUCAAUCGCUGACCGCCUUAAUGUUGAUUUUGCUUUGAUCCACAAGGAGAGAAAAAAAGCAAAUGAAGUAGACCGAAUGGUGCUAGUUGGAGAUGUUAAGGACAAAGUGGCCAUUCUUGUGGAUGAUAUGGCCGAUACCUGUGGAACCAUCUGUCAUGCUGCAGAUAAACUCCUCUCUGCCGGUGCCACAAAGGUCUACGCUAUCCUCACGCAUGGUAUAUUCUCUGGACCAGCCAUUUCUAGAAUAAAUAAUGCCUGUUUUGAAGCAGUUGUUGUAACAAACACUAUCCCCCAGGAAGAAAAGAUUCGACACUGUUCUAAGAUUCAGGUCAUCGAUAUCUCCAUGAUUUUGGCAGAAUCCAUUCGCCGAACACACAACGGAGAAUCUGUAUCUUACCUUUUCAGCCAUGUCCCCUUAUAGUAUCCAAUGAGAAGACGCCUGCUGCCUACACCUGCUCCCUCAUGAAAACCUACUUAAGCCAAGCUUGAAGGGGGAGUGCUGUUCCUUUCAUCACACCCAUGUGCAGAUCUGCUACGCAUCCAGCUCUUGCCCCAGGGUGGGUGUAUUUAUUUACUGGAUUGCCACAGGUCCAUACUGAAGCUGAGCCGUGAGGGAGAGGGGUACAGAGCAUCCGUCCACUGUUUUAUUUUGUUUGCAUUUUAUGAACUAUUAGGAAAACUGUCCUCCUGAUUGAGGCGUUGAGUGCGAGUUGAGUCGAAAAUAACUGAAGUGGUGAGGAGAGAGUCUGUGGAGAAGAUGAUUGUGUUUGUAUUGUGUAAAAAAAAAAAUUUUUUUUUUUUUAAAAUAAAGUUGCUUCUCAAAGGCUAUAAAA